This is a messenger RNA of Ictidomys tridecemlineatus (thirteen-lined ground squirrel), 1933 nucleotides long. The record is from RefSeq and is a predicted model, not a curated record. NCBI's taxonomy places the organism in Eukaryota, Metazoa, Chordata, Mammalia, Rodentia, Sciuridae.
CACACAGCCGGAAACGCAGAAGAAUUCGACUCAGUGAGGGCUUUUCCUUUCCAUUUCCUUCCUUAUGCAGGAAAAUGCGUAACAGUUAUCAUGGUUGAUGCCAAAGACGUUUGGCUCUGGUUAGUGGAAAGUGGAAGGCAAUGGUGAAAUGAGGUAAGAAAUUCCAGGGUCAGACAUGGACGCAGUAAUUGUGGGCUUCUCCCAGGAGCUUGCUCUUUUUGGAUAAGGGCUACAGGAACAAGUCCCAACCAGCUGGCUGCCUAAGCCUACAAUCCCCUGCGCCCGAUUCUGAAGGCCGCUCAGCCUUGGACAGAUGCACACACCACAGGGAGCCUCAUUUGCAGGAGAUGAGUGUUCCCUUGUUCUAUUUUAACCAUUGCCACAGGGUCGGGAAAGAUUUUGCUUGAAAUUGGUGGUAAACAGUGACAGCCAAGCUUUCUCCUUGACCGGAGAAAGUGAAUCACGACUUGCACAGUAUUUAAUGGCUCACGAGUAAACACGUUUUCUUCCCGCCUGCCCGCACUUCUGGAGCCAGUUGUGGCAGCUGCGGACACCGGGGCGACGUCCUGCUGGGCUCUGGAGGGAGGACGAGGAGCAGACCAGAGCAGCACUUCCCUCGGCGGAGGAAGCUCCGGAAACCGACCCUCGCUGAUCCCUCCCACCCAGGACCUAGUCACGGUGAUAAACACCAGUCCUGGCCCUACCGGCGGAAGGGCAAGUUCAAGCGCAGGGUGUCCACCCUGCAGCGGGUUGGUGGUGCGGACGCCUAAACACCCGGCCAGGCUCGGCGCAGCUCAGCCGCGGCCCACAGAGCUGAGCCGACCGCGAUCACUGCGCCUGCGCGUCCGGGUCCAGCUCUCACGCCCCUUUCCGCGGCCGUGUUGCCAGGCCGCCGUCGCUUAGCAACGCAACGCACGAGUCACAGUUGCCUCGCUCUCGGGCCUCAUUCCUAGCAAGGCUACGUCCCCGUUCUUCUGAUAGAGGCUCCUCGUUGCCACGUGCCAGGCCGUAGGAGCCCAUGGAAGGAAAGGAGGAAAAGCUGCAACAGCAUAAAAUAGAAGAUGAUGGUAUAGUAUAUGUAACUGAGAAAGAAGAAGAAAUCAAACAUGAAAAAAAACCUGGGAAAAGCAUACAACGUUCAAAACCAUGUGUGAGGAGAGGACGUGUAGAUUAUGCCAAAUUCAUUAUCACAAAUGCAAGAACAUUCUAUGAACCAAUUCCCUACAUAGAUUCCAAAAACAAGACAGAGGACCAGAGUGAUUGGUGGUCAUAUAGUAAAGCACUGGAACAUGUCUUCCAACCACCCUAUGAUACUAAGAGCACCCAGAGGAGUGACUUCCAAAAACCAACAUGUCCACUGAUUUUGCCUGUCAAACACAGCAAGAUGCAAAAGGCUUCUUCUGGAAUAGUUCCACUUGCCUCUCCAGAUGCAUCAGCAGAACUUCAAAACAAAUUUACAGAAUACAUGUCUUUUAUACACCAAUAUGAUUCCAGGAAAACUCCCAAUGAGCCCAUCCGGGGAAAGUUUUGGACGAAGGAGACAGCCAAUGAAGAGCAGAGAAGUAAGUGCCUGCCUCACCAGGACUUGACCUAACCGACAAACUCAGCUGCGUCUUCCGGCUACAUGAAACCAUUAGAAUUGCUGUGCUGGGGCAUGGCCCCCGCAGAGGGCAUGCCAUAAAUCAAGAUGUAAGAGAGGAGGUAAAAACGCCAGCUUUCCACCACCGAAAUUCAUUGCCAACUUAUUAAGAUUCACAGAUGGAAUGCUUUUGGUUGAUGAAUUAUAUAAGAUGAUCUGCAAUAUUUCAACAUGAAGACAGAGCCCCCAGUGCUGGUAUGUACCCACCAAUGUCAAAGAUAGCUUUUGUGACAGAGAAAACAUGUUGCUUUUUACUUGUAUUAAUUUCUUUAUUAUAAAAAUUUCCUCCAAUUA